Molecule: messenger RNA, 3351 nt
Organism: Kwoniella shivajii
Lineage: Eukaryota; Fungi; Basidiomycota; Tremellomycetes; Tremellales; Cryptococcaceae
Exons: 3
Coding region: 1-3351 (1116 amino acids)
Molecular function (GO): protein dimerization activity
Source: RefSeq, a predicted model, not a curated record
AUGCCAACAUCGUUAUAUAGUAGUAAUCCACCCAUCAUGUCAUCCAAUCCCAACGAAGACAGCUUUUUCUUCGAAGAGCCGCUGUCACCCUCAAACAUUAUUUUCCCACCCGAGAUACUCGAUCCUUCAUAUCUACUCAACGUACAUCAAUCUUCUUCAUUGAAGAACAAUAACAAUCGACAUUCACCUUCAAUCUCAAUGACAAGUGAUCAUUCAAUUCCAAAUCCAAAUCCAAAUCCAAAUCCAAAUCCAAAUGGAAACGGAAACGGACUUUCUCCUUUAAUUUAUCAACAAGCUUUCAGUGUCAAUGGAUCGUCUUCAUCUAGAUUACCUUCUUUGUCACCUUCAAAUCAAUCAAUGCAUUUAUCGUCUUCAUCAAAUUCAUAUGGUCAUGGUUCACCAAGAUCAUCCAGUUCACCAAGUUCAAACUCAGUCUUCUCCUUAGCUGGUGCAACAGACGAUUUCUCAUUUAUCAACAGUUUCGAUUCGACUGAAUUAGACGUCUUAUUCCAAUCUGAAGAUGGUAAAGACCUCCUCUCUCAUAAUUUGGCUCAAGGUUCAAGUCAAAAUCAACUUUAUGAUCAAAAUUCAAGUAAUUCGAAUAAAUCAGGUCAAUCAUUAUUCCUACCUAAUUACACUUUAAAUCAACAAGAUCAACAACAGUCAAAUCCGUUUGAUGGUAACCUAGAUUUCCUGCAGUCUCUAUUGAAUAUCAACACCAAUUCAAUAUCUUCUACAAAUGACGAUACAUUUGAUAUGUUAAAUCUAGAUUCGCCUGCUGUGAAUGGUAGAAAACAAUCAUCGUCUAAUAAUAUAAACAACGACAACGGAUUCCCAAUGAAUUUCGAUUUCGCUCAACAAGCAAAAGCUAUUGGAAACAUGUCGCAACAACAGGUCGUUCAACCACAAUGGGUCAAACAGGAACAGCAGCCAACUCAACAACUUAGACAGCAGUCCUGGUCCGUAGAUCAACCAAAUGGCCUGAAUUCCAAGCCUUUGAAUCACUCGCAAAUGAACAGUGCAGGAUAUGGAAUGGUCGAAAAUGGUCCAUUCAGUUUCAAUCAACCUCCUUUGAUGGAGUCGGCACCGAAUUCAGUCACUCGUCGAACUGCGGCACCUAAACCUCGUAAAAACCAACCUAAAGUACUUGAUACCUCGUCGACAGAUGGGAUCCCGCCAGUAGUAGGUAAACACAACAAGACCGAAAGGCGUUAUAGGCAGAAAGUACAAGCUGCUCAAGCAGACUUACGGGAUGCUAUACCAGCUCUAAGAGUUUUGUAUGAUACUUCAUCUGAAGAACAGAAACGUUCCACCGAUUUCCGGGCUCCCGAUGGAACCGUUGACGGACUUGGCGAAGUCACCAGACCUAACGCUAGUGCCAAAGCUACCAUUCUUAUCGGAGCUCGAAUGUAUAUCGAGUUGUUACAAAGGAGAUCGGCGAUGCUUCAAAGGAAAGUCAACGAACUAGAAUCCUUCAGAUUAGCUGUAGCAGGUGAAGAUGAAUUCAGAAGCUGGCAGACUGACUUCGACGGAAGAGAAAGUCAAAUUCAAGCUGCGGCAGACGCAGCUGCAGCUGCCAAAGCCGAAGAAGAUUCUUUGGACGACGACGACGAUGAAAUCGAUGAUGAAGAAGAAGAACAACCCAAAAGGAAGAAAGCUAAAACUGCCGCUGUUCCUAAACAACCUCGAGCUAAGCCCGGUCCCAAAAAGAAGGAUCAACUUGCAUCAAUUGCUCAAAAUGCUGCUGGAGGUGGAUUAAGAGUAUUUGCGGCUUUCGCUGUGUCCUUCUCCUUCCUUCCUUCAGCUUCAAACGUUCUCAAGCAGACCGCCUCCCAGACAUCAUCUGGUGGUCAGAACUUUCCGAGCGGUGUUGUCGCUCAAGCCUCGACAAGUCAGAUAUUAUCAAGAGUUCCCCUCAUAACCGCGGAACAUACCUCUCGACUGUUGGCAAGAGGUUUGCCAGAUCUUAUUGUACCAGCACCUCAUACUUUAGUAGAUUGGACUUGGCGGUUACUCGUAGCUGUUAUACUGGCCGCAUCGUUAGGUCCACUUAUCGCUCGUUGGACCAAAACGGACGAGAAGAAGAAAGCUGGAAACCUAGCUCACAUAGCUAAGGAUUGUAUUAAAUUAGCGAUACCGGUUGGUAAGAAGCAAAAAUUCGUUGAUGAGGAUCAGGUGUAUUGGAACAAGAUAGCCGCUGGCAUCGUUGGUAGAGUGAUCAAGCCAACACCUAUAGAGAGAUGGCACGUGGCCCUCCAUCUACACAACACAGCUUCUAACUCUCACUCUCUCGCCUUACUCGCCCUGCUUCAACUUGACGUGCCGUUCAUCCGGUCGCCGCAGCAGGUAUGGCAAGAAGCCCAAGCUAAGCUUACAUCGUCUACUGCUUUACCUCUUGCCACUGUACUAAGACUACCUUUGUUUGAAGCGUUACGAUGCGCUGAAUCGCUCGAAAAGACUUCAUCACCAAUCGCCGCUAUCGCAGAGCAGAUCACCCUUGUUCACGUUCACGAUCUCUAUGCUCGAUUCUUUGUCCGGUUGGUCGACGCCUCUACUCGGGCUAAGGCGUCUGCUACCUCCAUCGACUCUACAAAGAGCCUGUUGUUCAACCUUGAGUCAUGCGAUAUCGGAUCCUCGUUGAAGACUUCCGCUUUCGACAAAGAGAUUCGAACGGUCAUUGAAGGUCUGCCCAAAGGCUCAGCUGCUCAUGCUCUUGGCUUGAUCCUAAUCGGCUUAUGGGGUAUCUUCAUCAAGCCUACUCCUAGUGCUCAAGUUGCUUUGGCCACUGCUUUGGCAGCUGAAGAAAUCCAAGGUGCUGGCGCUGGAUUGUCCUCGAUUGCAGCAAUGUUAGAACUUUUAUAUCCUGGUUCAAAAGACGUUCUUGCCACUCAUGGUGUUGAUCGAGUCACAAGAGCAAGUCGUUUACCUAGAAAUGCCUUGGCCAUUGAUAAAUUAGCUUUGACCUGUAUUGAUUAUAUCAAAUUUUUGAUCUCGUCGAGUGAAGUAAACGAACCUGGCUUGACUCGAUUACAAAGACUCGAAGCUAGUAAGAAGAUUCAAAAAGAUACAACUCAUUUGAGAUUGGUGUUAACCCAAACGAAAUUUAUUGGAUUCGAAGAAUCAUACUAUAUCCCUGACGAUGAAGAUGAAAGGCUAGAAGAUGUAUCUGAAGAUGAGGAUGAUGAUGCAAGUGGUACACAACAUGGAUACUUGGACAGAGAAUCGAGAAAAUUCGAAAUUGCAAAAGAACGGUUAGUCAAAGUUCUUUAUAGCGUAGGGAGGAGAGCAGCAGGUAGAAUGAAUGGAAGAGACGAAGAUUCAGGCUUGGAAGGUGAUUUAGAUGAUUUGUAA